CGUGUGGGUGAUCAGGUCAUGUACGCCAUGUCAUGUCUAUAUUUAGCAAGAUCGAGGAUAUAAGUACCACUGGCAAGUGUGUUGGAAGACUGCAAACUGAAUGAAUACGUGCAGAUAAAUUGCCAUGGGAGACCUACAUAUUCGAUGCACCCUCAAUGGACAGGUGAUUACAGAUGACCCCUCACAUGUUGUAGUGGAUGUAUUCUUUAACGAGUGUUUUCUUGAGCGAGGCACAGGUCAAACAGGGGAACUACUAGCAUGUCUGCACUGGGAAGAGCCUGAGGAAGCGGUGACGUCAACAGUUGAGUUAAAACCAACGAAAGACAACAGUUCUGUUGAAGACGAAUUCUGCAGACGAGUCAUUCAGGAAAAGAAACAUCUGUACUCUUUUGUCAGUGAAGUUUAUGAAACAAUUAACGUUAGACUGGUUGCAGUGAGAUCCCCGCCUCUACAUUUUACUUUCCGGCAUCCGAGAAGAACACCAUUUCCCGAGAGAUCAGAUGAAUUUUUCAGACUGCUAAGAAAGUUUGUAUGUAGCUGCGUGUCAUUGAAGUCAGACAUCAACGUAGCACUGAAAUCAGAUGGACAGUACACAGUGCCCUGUACCACAUUCUUUCACAGUUUCAACCAGAGUGGAGAAAGAUUUGAUAGACGAACCAAAAGUACUCCGGGUACUCAAUCGGUACAACAACAACCGCUUCAUGAAAGGUUUGCAUUGAUAGAGGAAGAAAUAUCAAGCCAGAGAGAACUCUUGACAGAGCAUGAUGUUGCUCAUAGGGAACAAAUCAAGAACAUUAAAGCUACAUUAAUACGUGUCUUAGACUAUAUCGAAGGUAGCACGCCAUCCGUUGAGGAGAUGGCUCUUGAAGGGAGUGAAGCCAGCUGUACCGCAGUGGAUGGCAGUGUAACAAAACAGGACAUCGUUACUGGUCUGGAUUUUAGUGCUAGAGACAUGAGUUCUGGUUCUGUCUACCCAGGUGGAAUGAGAAGCAUCAUACACAUUGGAACUUUAUCAGCAGACAACGACCACGAAAAUGAAUUCACCAAAGACACAAGUAAUCAGGAGGAAUUGUCGAAUCUUGACAGAUGUGCCAGCUCCCAACAGCAUGGUGUAACAUCAGACCUUGCACAAUGCAAUCUUAGGGCUACAAACACGGAACCAGAGCCUGAAUUAGCAGACAGGCUCACUACAAAUGCACAGACACAUAUAUCAUCAGUAGGGAAAGAGGAUGGUUUGAAAAAGCAACCAGAAAAGGAUAAUUUUGCGAAAGACACUUCAGCUGAAAACAGUCCCAAGGAACCGUCAAACGUUGAACACCGUGCUAAGAGACAACCCCAUGGGAGAAAUUCCAGUUCUGAACUGCUUUGUCAAGGAAUGGGGAGACUGGCAUCUGUGAAUGUACCUGAUGUUACAGACUUAAAGAGUAUGCUAGUCACAAUGAGACGGGACAACAGGGAGACGCUGUCGAAACUGGCCAAGGGGGGAAGGUUUGACACUGGCGUGACUAAGGAAGGGAGAGCUGUCACGGAUUCUUUCUUGGAGAGUAUGCGACAGAUGACAGAAUAUCGGAGUAUCCUUGAAAACAUUCCUGGUGCAACUAGUGUUUUGGAUGGAAUGAUGGGUGCAUAUGAAGAGGCAAUAACCAGCGCAGGUGAUUCUGAAGGCAUUCCUAAAGCUCUAGGGUUAGACACCGUUCUUUGUCUCGACACGUCCGGCAGUAUGAGGGGGGAUGCACUGAUAGAACUGAAGAAAACUGCCCGAGAACUCAUCGAUGGAAUUGAGGACAUAGCAGAAGAACACUCCAUUGAGGAAAAUGUGGCUCUGGUUACGUUUGGGGGCACAGCAAGAAUUGCCCAUCACCUGACAAAUGACUAUGAAUCGUUGCGUGACUGUAUAGAUGGACUGGAAGCACAUGGGACAACUCCUCUUCUCCAAGGUCUCGUCGUAGCCUUGUCUUGUCUUGUCAGGGGCGGAAUUUGCAAUUUUGGCGGGAUAAAAACGACUCCAAGAAUAAUUUUCAUCACUGAUGGUUUAGCUACGGUCGAAGGCGAGGUACACAUGGAAGACGGAACGCGUCCAUGUGAGCAGGCCAAGCUAUGUGUGAUAUCCUCAGUCAAUGACCUAGGACAUGAUGGCUUCAAAUGUGCUGUGGCCGGACCCAUCGUGUGGAUUCCGGUAGGGAAUGCGGAUAAGAGUUUCCUAGAAUCCCUUUCGACAAUUUGUAAAGGCGAAUUUGUGGAAAAGACAGACAUGAAAAGACUCAGUAGAUACCAGCACAUCAGGCGGCUAAGCAGCAGUGUCCUCGCCUGUGUGAGAAGUGAAGAUAUUGAUCCCGCCGAGUUCCACCACAAACUCGAUGUCAUCAUUGAUGCCAUAACUCAUGAUGUAACAACGGAAGAGAAGGACGAGGUUGAAGCCAUUGUUAGAGAACAACUCUGCAGUGUGGAGGUUGACUUAGGUGCUACAGACGACUUCAGCAACGCCAUUGAAUACGGCAAUCUUCCCCCUCUUGGAACAAGGGUAGAACGGGGUCCUGACUGGAAGUGGGGGAAUCAAGACGCUGACGGCCCGGGGACUGUCAUCAACCACGGACAAUCAGCAGAUUCUCUAUGGGUCAAGUGGGACAAUGGAGGCAGAAAUGUGUACAGGUACGGCGAGGAAAGUGCCUUUGAUGUCCUGAUAGCAGACUAUCUACCGCGUGUUGUGGAGCAUAGUCAAAUCACAAUCGGUGUCCAAGUAGAAAGAGGGCCGCACUGGUUGGACGCCUAUCAAGAUCAAGAUGGUGGACCCGGAAGUUUAGGCACCGUCAUACGUAAGCGUGGCCACAAAGUGAAGGUUCGUUGGGAAAAUGGAGAUACGUUUAACUACAACUAUGGAGAAAACAAUACAUUCGAACUGAAGCUAAGAGACCCAUUCUCAUGCCAGACAGUGCAGGUUCCGGAAACGAACGGUUCUCUGUGUUCCACUGGACAAUCAAACGGAAGGGAUGAAGAUAAACCGGGUGCGCAAUACGUGUGGCAGAGAAGUGAUGAUGGGACCACAUGGCACAAUUACUCGGAGGAGGAAGACAGCAAGCUGAAGAAGGAGUAUGAGAAACGGAAAACUGGUUCAUGUCUCCUGACAAGAAAUGGUGAAAGCUUCAGAGUUUCCUUCAAAACAAACACCGAGAGGGCAGUGACCAACAAGACCACAGCACAUAUCAGAAAACGAUAUGCGGACAAAUGAAUCAUAUAACAGAACAUGCACGAUCCGAACAUCUGAUAUGAAGUGCCCAAAGUCUUGGGGAAAUUCCCCAGAGGCAUCAUUUUGACAUUAGAUUGUGCUGCAGUAGUAUAAUGAAAAUGUGAACAUAAGUAGAGAAGUAUUUAUGAUGGGAAGAGGUUAAGUGGAGUGGGGCGUCUGUCAAGACAUCGAUCAGUAUCGUUUGCUCUGCCUUUCGUUAUGUUGAUUCAAGUCAGCAGUUGCAAUUCCAUAAUAAUAGCAUCGUAAUAUAAUUACCGGAAAUCACAAUUCCUCUUUUAAAAAUCACUCAAAUAACGUUACGGUAUAUAUCCACACGCAUCAGAAACGCGUGAAAGUCCGGAUAAGCUGUUUUCUUUAAUCCGCGAUUGUCUUAAGAGGCGAUGCUGAUCAGGCUCGUUGAUAUAUUAAGUGGGUAGAUCUGCUGAUGACAGCCAGUGGAUUGUACAGUCCACACUCGGGUGUUUCACACAUCACCGUCACAUAGAAGGAAUAUAUGUAGCUGAGUACGGCACUGAACGUUAAUCAAACUUGCGACCAAGUGUAAAUGUUGUCUAUAUGACCUGAAACGUUUCUGUUUGAGGUCUAUGCUUGAUAUGUUUUCAAUAAAAUUCUCCUUGUGAGUUCAAGAAAUUGUUUCCUGGAUUGGGGAAAAAACAAAAUUGUAAAUAUUACUCACUGAAUGACAUUUGACAUGGAAGUGAGAAUUGGGAGGUUGGUGUACCCUACAGUUAUAAAAUUAGAGAUUGCAAAACCUUAUGGAUGAUCAACUUCUUAACAAUGACGACGUUUCGUUAUAGAUUCUUAUACAGUUUUCAAGCAUGUUUUCAAGCAUUCUCCAAAACGGUAUAAGAAUGUCGCGAUUGUUAACAUAAAGAAGUUGAUCAUCCAUAAGUAAUAAAGAUGCUACUUUAUGGUUCCGACGAAUGUUUGUGGUUUUAUAUCAGUUUCCGCUUCUCUGUACGCUACAAUAUGAAGAUUGAUGCUCAUUAGUGUGGUUUACACAAUGACAAUAAAAUAUAUAUUGCCCUUUA
Molecule: messenger RNA, 4275 nt
Organism: Haliotis rubra (blacklip abalone)
Lineage: Eukaryota; Metazoa; Mollusca; Gastropoda; Lepetellida; Haliotidae
Exons: 20
Coding region: 125-3226 (1033 amino acids)
Biological process (GO): protein ubiquitination
Molecular function (GO): metal ion binding; ubiquitin-protein transferase activity
Source: RefSeq, a predicted model, not a curated record